UUUCUCGAACUCAACUCAUUCCUCUUCAUCAAUAACGGACUUUCACUAUCUUGUUCAAAGCUUCAAUCUUUUUCAAUUCCUCGCAAUAAUUAUCGCUAAAGUUUUGGUUUUUUUUUAAUUUAUUCUUCAUUUAGCGUAAAAAUAUGGGGGAAGAAAUUCAAGUUCCAAGGGGUGGCCCUAUUUACAUGAUGAAUAUGAUCAGUCCUGUCACUAGAGUUCCUGAAUUUGAGGAUGCUCUUCUUCGCCAACUCCAGGACUUAGUAGCUGAAUUGUGUUUGGAUUCGUCUCAACUUUGUGAUGAUGACCUAGACCUUUCAGUUGAUGAGCUCAAAGUUUAUACUGAAGAAGAGUUGGUAGAGAUCGCUUUAAAGGAAGCCUUUACGGAUGAGGAGAAUGCUGAGAAAUCUUCCCAACCUUCACGAGAGUGCUCCAAUGCAGGGGGAAUUUUGGAUAGGUCUGCAGGAGAGAAUACUUCAAAUUUUGAUUGCUUAAUUGGACAUCAGUCGGAAACAACCUGUAAAGAGAUUGUGAUUGAAAAGAAGUCAAGGAAGAGGAAGAAGAAGGAAAAUCGCCUUAUAGAUAGUUGUAUUCAAAAGGUGGAGCGGCUGGCUUUAAUAAAACAAAAGCAAGAUGAAGACAAAGCUGCAGCAAGACUUCAUUCAUUCAACUCUAGUUGCAAAAGUAAUGAACUUGUCAUUCCGUCUUCAGAUAAAAUUGAAAAGUUUCAAUCCCUCAGGUCUAAAAAUUUUGCAAAGCCAAGGUCAUCAGACAUCCAUGAUCAUGUACCUGUGCAAUAUCCUGAAAUUGUUCUCUGUGUUGAAGUUUAUCAUACCGUACGAAAAGGGGUAAAGACCCAAGAGUUUUUGGUACUAGGACGACAAACCCUGACUGAAUUGAGGGAUAAAAUUUAUUGCUUGACAGACCAAAUGAUGCAGAAGGCUGGAGAGCAUGAUCCUUCUGGAUAUUUCUUGAUAGAAGAUGCCUUUUUCAAUGAUUUAAGGAAUCCUUCUGCCAUAGAUUAUAGCAAACCUGUAUUUGAUUGGCUUGGGAACUCAAAGGAUGAAGCUCUCAAAAAAUGGGAAUGCAUCAUAAAUGGUGAAUUACAGCAGAAGCAGAAGGCAGUCCUUGGUACUGUAUCAACCUCACAUUUGCCUCACUUCAAAGCUUUUCACAUGCACACAACACGGUUUUGUGACUUGAGAUUUCAACUUGGUGCAGCAUAUCUCUACUGUCAUCAGGGAGACUGCAAGCAUACAAUAGUAAUUAGAGACAUGAGAUUGAUUCAUCAGGAGGAUGUGCAGAAUCAAGCAGCUUAUCCAAUAGUUAUAUUUCAGCUGAAACCACGUACACAGAAAUGCAGUGUUUGUAGGAUUUACAGAGCUAAGAAGGUAGCUGUGGAUGACAAGUGGGCCCAAGAGAACCCUUGUUAUUUCUGUGAUUACUGUUAUUCCCUUCUUCAUUCAGGGGAUGGAAUUUCACCAUAUGAAAACUGUUCAGUGUAUGACUAUAUCCAUGAUUAAUUACUUAACAUAUUGCAGAUAACCCCAACUGGUAAUCCAUCCCUUUUUUAUUUAGUAAAUGAGUUGCUAGUUUGGUUGUAGUUGCUGUGAUUAUAGUAGUUGUCACCAUUGUAGGUUCCCUUCUGCAAAAUCAGUUUGACUUUACACCUUGCACAGGUGAAUGAUGUAUCAUGGUGGCCUGAUUGUCAAUGCCAUGGCAGUUUUAUCUGGCUUUUCUUUA
Molecule: messenger RNA, 1740 nt
Organism: Mangifera indica (mango)
Lineage: Eukaryota; Viridiplantae; Streptophyta; Magnoliopsida; Sapindales; Anacardiaceae
Product: snRNA-activating protein complex subunit
Exons: 11
Coding region: 144-1520 (458 amino acids)
Biological process (GO): snRNA transcription by RNA polymerase III; snRNA transcription by RNA polymerase II
Cellular component (GO): snRNA-activating protein complex
Molecular function (GO): core promoter sequence-specific DNA binding; bent DNA binding; RNA polymerase II cis-regulatory region sequence-specific DNA binding
Source: RefSeq, a predicted model, not a curated record